Molecule: messenger RNA, 2137 nt
Organism: Engraulis encrasicolus (European anchovy)
Lineage: Eukaryota; Metazoa; Chordata; Actinopteri; Clupeiformes; Engraulidae
Gene: hsd3b1
Product: hydroxy-delta-5-steroid dehydrogenase, 3 beta- and steroid delta-isomerase 1
Exons: 3
Coding region: 201-1328 (375 amino acids)
Biological process (GO): steroid biosynthetic process
Molecular function (GO): 3-beta-hydroxy-Delta5-steroid dehydrogenase (NAD+) activity
Source: RefSeq, a predicted model, not a curated record
CACUCUCAGUAGGAAAGGAAGGCUGUUUGAAGUGGACCAGAGUAACUUCAGAGGGAUGCUCCCACAGCCAUUUUGACAGGAGGGAGGAAGAACCGCUUAAGUCAAACUAGCACCGCUAUACAAGGACACACCCCAUUUUGAUAGCAGACUACAACAACAGGGAGUAGCAGGAACGAGAAACGGUCAGACAGUCAGUCGUGAUGUCGUUGAAGGGAGACGUGUGUGUGGUGACGGGGGCGUGCGGGUUCCUCGGAGAACACCUGGUGAGGCUGAUGCUGACUGAGGAGAACCUGGAGGAGAUCCGGCUGCUGGACAGGAACAUCAGAACCGAACUAGUACAAGAGCUGCAGGGGAAAUACAGUGAGACGCGAGUGACAGUGUUUGAGGGAGACAUCAGAGAUGCUGACCUCCUAAGGAGAGCCUGUCAAGGGGCAUCGCUGGUGUUCCACACCGCCUCUCUGAUCGACGUCUUGGGGAAAGUAGAAUACAGUGAACUCCAUGGAGUCAAUGUCAAAGGUACCCAGAUGCUUCUAGAAGCCUGCAUCCAGGAGAAUGUGAGCUCCUUCGUCUACACGAGCAGCAUAGAGGUUGCCGGCCCUAAUCCCCGCGGUGACCCCAUCGUCAACGGCGAUGAGCAGACACCAUACUCUGCCUGCCUGAAGUUCGCCUAUAGCCGCACUAAGAAGGAGGCUGAGGAGCUGUGCCUGCGAUCCCAGGGCGAGCGGCUCCGUGACGGAGCCCGUCUGGCCACCUGCGCCCUGAGGCCCAUGUACAUCUUUGGCGCCGGCUGCCGCUUCACGGUGGGCCACAUGCGCGAUGGGAUACGUAACGGCAACGUCCUGCUCCGCGCCUCCCCUCGCCGCGCGCUGGUCAACCCCGUGUACGUCGGGAAUGUGGCACACGCCCACCUCCAGGCGGCCCGGGCGCUCCGCGACCCCCAGCGGAGGUCAAAGGUCGGGGGGAACAUGUACUACGUGGCCGACGACACCCCGCCAAUCAGCUACUCGGACUUCAACCACGCCGUGCUGGCGCCGCUGGGAUUCGGGAUACAGGAGAAGCCCUCCGUGCCCUUCCCCGUGCUCUACUUCCUCUGUUUCCUCAUGGAGAUGAUGCAGACUUUGCUUCGCCCGUUCCUGCAGUUUGCUCCUCCCCUGAACAGGCAGCUGCUGACCAUGCUGGGCACGCCUUUCUCCUUCUCCUAUCAGAAGGCCAAGAGGGAUUUCGGCUACACGCCCAAGUAUACCUGGGAGGAGGCUCGCAAGACCACGACUGACUGGCUGGCCGUAAUGUUGGCAAAAGAGAGAGCCAAGAAGAGGAAAGCAGAGUGAUGAUGAUGUGUAUGUGAAGCAUAAACUCAGUGGCGGUCCGACAAUGAGUUGCUUCCCAGGCAACGCACCCUCCGACGCCCAGUCCAUUUCGCGGCAGCCCUUCCCUCACCACAGAAUGCUUAUAAUAACUGACAAAACUAAUAGUAAUGUUAUUACUACAACAAUGUGGCAAAAGUGUAGAAAUAACAGUGUCAAUUACUUUUUGGAAGUAUUUUAGUAGUUAACAUGUUAUACCAAUUUUUGCGAUGGGUACAGUUAAUUGAUAGACAGCGGAAAGAAAAGGGGAAUAAUAUUUGUUUGUCUGUGUUUAAAGACUUUGUUACGAAUUUUUGUCUAAAUAUUUCACUUCAGUCACAUCAAAGCAAACAAAACCAACCAUGACCUUUUUAAGUAACCACAACCUUUGAGAGAAAGUACCAGGAAAUUCUCGCUUAGACACUGAAAUACACAAAUGUCAUCUUGGCUCUGCCUCUGUCAGAUGAGCACCACAGCCAGCAAGGUGGUCUACUUUUACUUUCUUAUACAAUGUUCUUCUAUGCCCUAAUUCAAAAUGUAAACGAAUUAACUGCAUAUAUAGAUGCAGUAUUUCAGAAAAAAACCUUUAAAAGUUGAAUUUGUGUGUGGAACAUACAAGUGUAGUGGAAUAUUUUUGGUCUUCCUUUUAUGAAAACAAACUGUAUUGUGUGCUUUAUUUUUGUAGCAAGUUCACAUCGUAUAUAUGGACAUACAAAACAAAGUAAAUUCUUAACAGGGCGAUGAUGGAAACUGCCUUUCACAAAAACUGUGACACAUUUUUACAUUCAUAAAUC